AAAGGUUGCCACUUAACCAUAACCUCUUUCUCUAUCCAACAUCAAUGGUGUUUGGGUGGAGCCUUACGCAAUCCCAUGAUACCCACCCAUCCAAAUAUUCCUUUUCCUUUUCCUUCUUCUUCUUCUUCUUCUUCUUCCUCUUCAUCAUUUCUCUCCGCUCCUUUCUUCUCUUUCUUUCCGUCCAAUUCACUUCUCUUUGUUUCUCUUUGUCUUAAUUCCAGGUUCAUGCUGCCCUCUUUUUGUAAUUCCUAAACGGCGCCGUUUUAGUGAGCUUAUAAUAUCUUCCCGUUAGAGGAGAGUUUGUUGUUGCUGCACACUUUCUCGAGAAAUGGGAAACAUCGGUAGCUCGGGGGGCAACCGCCGUAGGCGCGGAAGUCGACGUAAUCAUCCGCCCACGCCGUCACCCACGCCGCCUCAGCAGGAAAUUUCGGCUAGCCGCUACAUGUUCGCGGCGGUGACGCCCUACCCGGCGCAGCAGUAUCCGAAUAAUAACAAUCCGAACCUUCCGCCGCAGUACUACCAGUAUCAAGGCUACUAUCCGCCGCUUCCUCCGGCCAUGCCAGUGCCUCUUCCGGCGCCGUACGAUCACCAUCAUCGUGGGGGUGGUCCUGUGGACCCUGGACACUGGAGGUACACGUGCGGGCCCACGGCGUCGGUUCCUCCACCGUACGUGGAGCACCAGAAGGCAGUUACGAUACGGAACGAUGUGAAUUUGAAGAAGGAGAGUUUGAGGCUUGAAGCUGAUGAGGAAAAUCCUGGAAGAUUCUUGGUUUCGUUAAGUUUUGAUGCUACUGUUGCUGGCAGCAUCACCGUCAUUUUCUUUGCUAAAGAAGGUGAAGACUGUAACCUGACACCAUCGAAGGCAAACAUUCUUCCACCAGUGAUGGUUAAUUUUCAACAAGGUCUUGGUCAGAAGUUCAGACAGCCUUCUGGAACAGGGAUUGACUUCUCAAUGUUUGAGGAGGCAGAGUUAAUGAAAGAGGGUAACUUGGAUGUUUAUCCUCUUGCUGUGAAAGCAGAGGCAGGCCCUGCUGACCAGAAUGGACCUGAUGGAAACUCUAUUCCAGGACCCACAAAUUCUCAGAUAACUCAGGCAGUAUUUGAGAAAGAGAAAGGUGAAUACCAGGUUAAAGUAGUGAGGCAGAUUUUGUGGGUGAAUGGUAUGAGGUAUGAACUGCAAGAAAUAUAUGGGAUUGGGAAUUCUGUUGAAGGUGAUGUUGAUGCAAAUGACCCAGGAAAAGAAUGUGUCAUUUGCUUAUCAGAACCACGGGACACAACUGUGCUUCCCUGCCGACACAUGUGUAUGUGCAGUGGAUGUGCAAAGGUCCUGAGGUUCCAAACAAAUCGGUGUCCAAUUUGCAGACAACCAGUUGAAAGGCUUUUGGAGAUUAAGGUCAAUGGGCAUGAGGAAUGAAAACAACAUAUGUUGCUUGCGCUAGUGUUAUGUAUAGUAGUUUGUGUCCUCUAGUUUCCCCUUCUUUAAUUUUAUUUCUUUACUUUCAUAUAUAUAUUUUUUUCCACUUAGGAAAAUAGGCAAUGAGUUAUGACAAGAAUGAAUUGCUGACAAAGCACUAGAAUUAUGUAUAAUUCAGUGCCUUAUGCUUAGCAAGUGUGAUUGCUUGAGGCAACUCCUCAUACUUUAUCAUAUGAAAUGUAAUAUAAGUUUAUGCUUGGUUUGCUUCA
Mangifera indica (mango) is the source of this 1683-nucleotide messenger RNA. RefSeq names its product probable E3 ubiquitin-protein ligase LOG2. The transcript is spliced from 3 exons. Gene Ontology annotation, molecular function: ubiquitin protein ligase activity. The coding region runs from base 329 to 1414 and encodes 361 amino acids. The record is from RefSeq and is a predicted model, not a curated record. Lineage: Eukaryota; Viridiplantae; Streptophyta; Magnoliopsida; Sapindales; Anacardiaceae. Gene Ontology annotation, biological process: protein ubiquitination.